Messenger RNA from Prunus armeniaca (apricot), 387 nucleotides. The record is from the annotation of a GenBank genome assembly. NCBI's taxonomy places the organism in Eukaryota, Viridiplantae, Streptophyta, Magnoliopsida, Rosales, Rosaceae.
AUGAUAUUGAAUUGGCGUACAGAUGUUGAAUUGGAUUCUGAAGAUUCUGAGUGCAGGGAUUAUGCCAAGUAUAAUUCUGACGAGGAAGCUGAUAAGGAUUGGCCAGAGUUCAAUGCUGCAACUGACAUGGCAUAUCCAAAUUUUGAGAUUGGGAUGUUGUUUAGUUAUUGUAAGGUGUUUAGGGCAGCUGUCAGAGAAUACUCCAUCUUGCAGAAUAGGGAUGUAGUGUUUAUUAGGAAUGAGGCUUUGAAGCUGAAGGCAGUUUAUGGGGACCCAGAUGGUGGGUGGAUGAUAUAUGCUUCAAAAAUGCAACAUAAGAACACAUUGCAAGUGAAGACAUAUGUAGGUGAGCGCACAUGUACACAGCUAUGGGAGACCCUACCGUGA